Molecule: messenger RNA, 1146 nt
Organism: Trichobilharzia szidati
Lineage: Eukaryota; Metazoa; Platyhelminthes; Trematoda; Strigeidida; Schistosomatidae
Source: the annotation of a GenBank genome assembly
AUGUUCAAUCAUCUCAUCAACCAUUUGAUAAUCUUACUUGUUUUAAUUACCUAUAUAAGUAUAAUGUAUUGGACAUUGAACAAUAAUGAUGUUAGUUAUACGAAGAAGAAAGAAAUAUGCUGUAAAUAUAAAUUGGAUAUUAUUGAAAAAGGAAUAAAUAAUGAAAUUAUUGUUACAAAUAUUACUCAUAUACAACGUUUAUUUCCAUUUGAAUCAAGAAAUUCCAUAGAAUAUAAUAAUCAAAAAGCCACAACAUAUAUGAAAAAUGUCUAUGAUUACAUUAUCAAACAAUUAUGUCAAUUUCAUAGAGAAUUAAAUAAAACUAUUGGCAGACAUGAUUGCUGUACAAUAAAUGUUGAUUAUAAUUAUUGUUUGAAUGAAUUGAAUUCACUUGGUUCAAUGCCUAAAGUAUACAGUCAGAAGAAUUCAUCAACACAUGAACUACCGGAUACACCAUCAAAGUAUAAUUUAUCCCGCGUUUAUAAACAUAAAUAUGAAAGUAUGAUUUGUAAAUUAAGUAAUGAAAAACGCAAGAAAUUAUAUGGUUUGUUGAAAGAAUGGAUAAGUAUAGCUGAAAAAUAUAAAAUUAUAUGGUGGAUAACAUAUGGAACAUUGUUAGGAUCGAUAAGAAAUAAUGACAUUAUCCCAUAUGAUCAUGAUGUGGAUGUGGCCAUCUUGGACACAUAUGAACCAAUUAUAAGAAAACUGGCAGACGAAUCAAAACAGUCUCCUUCAGGAAAUUUUAGAAUCGUAACACGUCCAGCUAAUUACUGUGUAUAUGACAGAGGAUCACGAACCAGUUGUUAUGGUUAUACAGUUCCAAUAGCAAUUGACGAAUGUUCAUUUUGUCUACCAUUGGCAAGAAUAGUUCUUAGUAAAUUUACAUUUUUAGACUUAUUUUCAGUACGUGUUGAAUUGCGUUUAAAUACACACGGUGAAUUAAUUGAUUUCGGUGUAUUUGAUGAAGGAUAUAACAGUGAAACUAAUGGAAUAAAAUACUAUCCUUUAAAUUAUAUAUUCCCUUUAUCUAAAUGUUUAUUUAUGGAUUUAUAUGUUCCAUGUCCUAGACAAUCGGAUUCACUUUUAUCUCUAUUCUAUGGUAAUAAUUAUAUAAAACCAAUCAAGUAUUGUAAUAAAUUUUUAUAA